Molecule: messenger RNA, 741 nt
Organism: Magnusiomyces paraingens
Lineage: Eukaryota; Fungi; Ascomycota; Dipodascomycetes; Dipodascales; Dipodascaceae
Exons: 1
Coding region: 1-741 (246 amino acids)
Source: RefSeq, a predicted model, not a curated record
AUGUCCUGCAAUUGCUCUACUACUGAAACUACAGUCAAGCCUGACUGCAAGUGUCCCAUCAAUUCCUGCAAAUGUUCUGGUUGCAAGCCUUUAAAUUGCUCUGAAACAUCCUGCUCAAAGGAAACCUGUGAAUGUCCUCCUGCUGAAUGCAAAUGUGAUGGUUGCAAGACCAAGACCUGUGCUGCCGAUGGUUCUUCAGCCUGCUCAAAGGAAACUUGCAAAUGUCCUCUGAAUGAGUGCAAGUGUGAUGGAUGCAAACCUAUCAACUGCUCAGAAACAAAAUGCUCAAAGGAAACAUGCAAAUGCCCACCCGCAGAGUGCAAGUGUGAUAGCUGUAAGUCAAAGACUGAAAGCUCCUGCACCAAGGAAACUUGCACAUGUCCUCCUGGUAAGUGCACUUGCGAUGGAUGCAAGACUACAGCCUGCUCUGGAGAAUCUUGCUCUAAGGAAACUUGCACAUGUCCUCCUGGUAAAUGCACCUGCUCUGGAUGCAAGACUACAACCUGCUCUGAAGAUUCGUGUACUAAGGAAACUUGCACAUGUCCUCCUGGUAAGUGCACCUGUGCCAGCUGCAAGACCACAGCCUGCUCUGGAGAAUCUUGCUCCAAGGAAUCUUGCACAUGUCCUCCCGGUGAAUGUACCUGCUCUGGAUGCAAGACUACAACCUGCUCUGGAGAAUCUUGCUCCAAGGAAACUUGCACAUGCCCUCCCGGUAAGUGCACCUGCACCGGUUGCAAAUAA